AUGCCUCCCGCAACAACGACAGCACAGACUUCAACAAGACCAAAAUCAACAGAAUUUGGAAAUAUUCGUUAUCCCCUUCCAGAAUGUUAUACAAAUGAUGAUAAAAUGAUGUGUUGUAAUUCUAAGCUUGAAGACACGAUGAGAGAUGCUUAUAAAGAAUUGCUUCAAGAAAAGGGAGAGGAUAUAUUUCAUAGAAGUAAUCUUCAAAAAAUAACAAAUAGAGUUCAAGCUUUGACUGAAGCAAAAUUUAAUACAACAUCUGAAGUAAUUACUGCUAUUAGCGAUUUUGCUAGUAAAAGUCAUUUUUGGAGUAACCAUAUUUGUAAAAUACACAGAGAUGGAAGAUAUAUUUUGGUUUAUGCAACUCCAAAACAUGGAAGGGUUAAUUAUAAAAUUGGUAGUGAAAAGGAGAAUGAAGAUGUUUGUUUAAAAAAAGAAGCUAAAGAAGGAUAUAAUAAUUUAGUAGAGCCUUCUCCUCCUCCUUAUUCUACCCCUUCAAUUUCUCCCGUAAGUUAUGAAAUACAUUCAGUAAAUGAAGAUAUUUAUGGUGGAAGGGGGAAAGAAAUAUUAAAUAAUUUUUCUACAACUUUUGGAUAUACUAAUUUUGAAAGAACAUCAACAGAAGGUUAUUCACCUUCAAUUUCCCCAUUAAAUUAUAAAUUUUCUACAAAAACAAUAAAAACAGAUUUUAUUUAA
Messenger RNA from Meloidogyne enterolobii, 696 nucleotides. The record is from the annotation of a GenBank genome assembly. NCBI's taxonomy places the organism in Eukaryota, Metazoa, Nematoda, Chromadorea, Rhabditida, Meloidogynidae.